AUCAGAGGACCCUGAAAGCUGCGCAAGCGCAUGAUGGACCAGUAUUGAAGUCCUUGAAAAUCUCCUGGCUGUGAGUUGGGCUUCUGAGACGGUGUGAUGCUGGCGGCAGUCCGAGGGCUAGCUCGGGUCGGGCUGAGAGCUGUUGGGCGCCCUGCAGUGCUAUUGCAGACUCGGUUUCAAGGAAAUGAUGCUGCUGAAACUAAGCUCACCAUUAGACCAAAGGAUGAAAUAACACAGAAACGGCUGUCUGUCUUUGGAGAAUAUGUUGCUGAGAUUCUGCCUAAGUAUGUUCAACAAGUCCAGAUAACAUGUUUCAAUGAACUGGAAAUUUUAAUUCAUCCAGAUGGAAUCCUUCCCGUGAUAUCUUUUCUAAAAGAUCACACAAAUGCCCAGUUCAAAUCCAUAGUUGAUCUGACAGCAGUUGAUGUUCCAACUCGACAAUACCGUUUUGAAAUUGUCUACAAUUUCUUAUCUCUACACUACAAUUCCCGAAUUCGUGUGAAAACAUACACUGAUGAAUUGACACCAAUUGAGUCUAUUGUACCAAUAUAUGAAGGGGCAAAUUGGUAUGAAAGAGAGGUCUGGGAUAUGUUUGGAGUAUUCUUUGCCAACCACCCAGAUCUGAGGCGAAUCCUUACAGAUUAUGGGUUCGAAGGUCAUCCUUUCAGGAAAGAUUUUCCCCUCUCUGGAUAUGUGGAGGUCAGGUAUGAUGAUGAGGUGAAGCGAGUAGUCGCUGAGCCAGUGGAAUUGUCUCAGGAGUUCCGCAAAUUUGAUCUGAACAGCCCUUGGGAGGCUUUUCCUGCGUAUCGCCAGGCUCCUCAAACCUUGAAGGUCGAAGCAGGAGAGAAGAAAGGAGAUGAGAAACAGCAGUGAAAAGGGGAGGGAAAUGGGUACAUUUUCUACCUCUCUGCACAAUUAUGUGUGUAUAUAUAAUAAAUAGAAAUAAAACUUGG
Molecule: messenger RNA, 953 nt
Organism: Candoia aspera
Lineage: Eukaryota; Metazoa; Chordata; Lepidosauria; Squamata; Candoiidae
Gene: NDUFS3
Product: NADH:ubiquinone oxidoreductase core subunit S3
Exons: 7
Coding region: 97-873 (258 amino acids)
Molecular function (GO): NADH dehydrogenase (ubiquinone) activity
Source: RefSeq, a predicted model, not a curated record